ACGCUAAGGCGCGCGCGAUUCCAAUUCAGUUUAGGUUUCUCUCUGGCAAGGGCCCCGCACUGCGUUCCUGCCCAGGGGAUGGAAGGGUUUUAUUAAUUACCCUGGAAGUGCUAAAGCCCCUGUCCUGAGACCUGAAAGUGAAGAAGAGCAGAACAGGAGAGGAUUCCUCCCAGAGCCAUGGCUGACAAAACCCAGGAAGAUGGUGGUGUCAGUUUCCCCUUUCCCUUCCCGCCCUACUCCAUCCAGAAGGACUUCAUGGCUGAACUGUACCAGGUGUUGGAGGCUGGAAAGAUUGGGAUAUUCGAGAGUCCCACUGGCACAGGAAAGUCUUUGAGUCUCAUCUGUGGGGCCCUGACCUGGCUCCGAGACUUUGAGCAGAGGAAACAGCAGGAAGAGGCGCGCUGUCUCCUUGAACCUGGAGCCGGCCCGGUGCCUGAGGGGCAGGACCCGCGCCCUGCGGCCCCCAGCACCUCCAGCCCAGGAGGAGAGCCAGACUGGGUCACCCAGUUUGUACAGAGGAAGGAGGAAAGGGACCUGGCUGAGCGUGUGAGGGAGGAGCAGCUCAGGAGGAGGAAGCGAGAGGAGCGACUGCAGCAGACACGCCACAGUGCGCAGCUCAAGCACACAGCCCGGCGCCGGAGGCAGGAAGAAGAGGAGACUGAGGCCCUCCUCCGUCUCAGCCGGGAAGUGCUGUCUGAGGGGCCUGGGACGGAGCAGCUGGAGCAGCUGGAGCCUGGGGAGGAGGAGCUGGUGCUGGCAGAGUACGCGAGUGACGAGGAGAGGAGGGCAGCCAGCAGGGUGGAUGAGGAGGAAGACCUGGAGGAGGAACACGUCAUGAAGAUUUACUACUGCAGCCGGACGCAUUCCCAGCUGGCCCAGUUUGUGCAAGAAGUUCGGAAGAGCCCCUUUAGCAAGGAGACCCGGCUGGUGACCCUCGCUUCCCGGCAGACCCUGUGUGUGAAUGAAGAGGUGAGGAGCCUGGGCUCUGUGCAGCUGAUCAACGACCGCUGUGUGGAGAUGCAGAGACACCAGUAUGAGAGUAAACACAGAGCAGAGGCAGACAUGCCCAAGAGGCGCCGGCAGGAGAGCCUGGCUGCCUGCCCCUUCUACAACCUCGAGCAGACGCAGCUGCUCCGGGACGAGAUCCUGGUGGAGGUGAAGGACAUGGAGCAGCUGGUGGCCCUCGGGCGGGAGGCCCGGGGCUGCCCCUAUUAUGGAAGCCGGCUCGCCAUCCCUGCAGCCCAGCUGGUGGUGCUGCCCUACCCGAUGCUGCUGCACACGGCCACGAGGCAGGCUGCGGGCAUCCGGCUGCAGGGCCAGGUGGUCAUCAUCGACGAAGCACACAAUCUGAUUGACGCCAUCACAGGCAUCCACAGCACGGAGGUCAGCGGGUCCCAGCUGUGCCAGGCCCACUCCCAGUUGCUGCAGUACAUGGAGCGGUACAGAAAGCGUCUGAAGGCCAAGAACCUAAUGUACAUCAAGCAGAUCCUGUAUCUGCUGGAGAAGUUUGUGGCUGUGCUGGGAGGGAACAUCAAGCAGAACCCCAAUACACAGAGCCUCUCUCAGACAGGGACAGAGCUGAAGACCAUCAACGACUUCCUCUUCCAGAGCCAGGUGGACAACAUCAACCUGUUCAAGAUACAGCGAUACUUUGAGAAGAGUAAGGUCAGCAGGAAGCUCUGUGGCUUCACAGAACGCUACGGCGCCGUCCUCCCACCACCCCGGGAGCAGUCGAGGCUCUCUGGGCUCCAGCACUUCCUGCAGAGCCUGCAGCCUGGGGUGACCGAGGCACCCGCUGCCCCCCUGGAGGAGGCCGAGGUCGGGGCAGUGCGGGCCGCCUCCCCACUGAUGCACAUUGAAGGCUUCCUCGCAGCCCUCACCACCGCCAGCCAGGACGGCAGGGUCAUCCUGAGCCGCCAAGGCAGCCUCAGCCAGAGCAGCCUCAAAUUCUUGCUGCUGAACCCAGCUGUGCACUUCGCCCAGGUGGUGAAGGAAUGCCGGGCAGUGGUCAUUGCAGGUGGCACCAUGCAGCCGGUGUCAGCCUUCCGGGAGCAGCUGCUGGCACACGCAGGGGCAGAGGUGGAGCGAGUGGUGGAGUUCUCCUGUGGUCACGUGAUCCCGCCGGAGAACAUCCUGCCCCUCGUCCUUUGCAGCGGGCCCACCAGCCAGCGGCUGGAAUUCACCUACGAGAGGAGAGAGCUGUCUGCAAUGGUGGACGAGACGGGGCGCAUUCUCUGUAACCUGUGCAACGUGGUCCCUGGAGGGCUGGUCUGCUUCUUCCCUUCCUACGAGUACCAGCGCCAGGUCCUUGCUCACUGGGACAAGAGUGGCCUGCUGGCCCGCCUGGCUGUCAGGAAGAAGAUCUUCCAGGAACCCAAGAAAGCUAGCCAGGUGGAGCAGGUGCUGGCAGCAUAUUCCAGGUGCAUUAAGAGCUGUAUCCAGGUGGGAGGCCCGGUUACCGGGGCCCUGCUCCUCUCUGUGGUGGGAGGCAAGAUGAGUGAAGGCAUCAACUUCUCCGAUGACCUGGGCAGGUGCGUGGUGAUGGUGGGCAUGCCCUACCCCAACAUCAGGUCCCCUGAGCUACAGGAGCAGAUGGCCUACUUGGACCAGCGCCUUCCUAGGAGCCCAGGGCAGGUCCCCCCGGGGAAGGCACUGGUGGAGAAUCUGUGCAUGAGGGCUGUGAACCAGUCCAUAGGUGAGCAGGGGCUGUCCCGGCCCUCAGCUGGAUGGCAGGGAGGGCGUGACACGGAGGGAGACCUGAGCUGCUGGCUCUCCCACCUGAUGGCUGGGGGUGGGGGGCAGGGAACACAGGCUGUGUGCCAUGGGGAACUGAAGGCAGGUUUCACUCGGAGCCCUGCCUCUGUGCCACCAGGCAGGGCCAUCCGGCACCAGAGGGACUUUGCCAGCAUUGUGCUCCUGGACCAGCGGUACACCCGGCCCUCUGUCCUAGCAAAGCUGCCAGCCUGGAUCCGGGACCGCGUGGAAGUCAAAGCCACCUUUGGUGCUGCGUUCGCCGCGCUGCGGAAGGUCAGGACGGCCCUUUCCUUCCCCGGGGCCUCCAGCCUGAGGUGCAGUUCCUCACAGCUUCUUUCUGUGCUCAGUUUCACAGGGAGAAGGUGGGGUCCUCCUGAUGGCAGCCAUGUCACCACCUUCCCUAGUCCCUCCUGUGCCUGCACACAGACUUUGGGGCUCACACCAGCUCCCCAGAGGGCGCUCCACAGCAAAGCCAGCAGGGGUGGAUUCCACACGACCCUCAGGCACGGCAGGUCCUGCCAUGCCCAGCCCAGCCCCCUGCCUGCCAUGGAGAGCGGAAGGCUCCAUCCCCUGCGGCACCCACCUUCCGAGCUGAGGCUCACCCUGCCUCUGCUCUUCCUGGCCAAGAUGCGCAGAGACCGUGUCUGCCCCUGUGACCCUCCGUGGAGAGGUGGCCAUCCCUCCUUCCAGCCACGCCUGCUCCCAGCACCCUCUUCUGGGCCCAAUCCAGAGGAAGGGGCCUUGGUCCCCUGUGACUUUUACACCACUGCUGGACCCCGCAGGGAGGACAGGCCGGGCUCCAGAGGUGUCUGCGUCCCACCCGGCCAGACCUCCUCCUGCACCAUAGCCUGCUGGACCCCCUCGCAAUUCCUGGUGCUUUUCCUCGCCACGCCUCCUCAGAGAGGUUGGUGCUGUGGUUUGGGGGACGGUGGAGUAGGGAGCCCCUAAAGCUGGAGAGGGACCACACAUGCCGUAGGAGGAGGUGCUUAGGGGAGCCACACAGCUGCUAGGCAGAGUUCAAAUUGACAUCAUCCUCCUGACUAGAAAUAAACGUGCUAAGGCAGUCGAGCAGCUCCUCUCUGUGGGAGAGGGCUUCUGUCUCAUCUUUAUUUUGCCAUCCUCUCGCCAGACACCC
Messenger RNA from Octodon degus (degu), 3889 nucleotides. RefSeq names its product DEAD/H-box helicase 11 (gene Ddx11). Gene Ontology annotation, molecular function: DNA helicase activity; DNA binding; ATP binding. Gene Ontology annotation, biological process: nucleobase-containing compound metabolic process; establishment of sister chromatid cohesion. The coding region runs from base 178 to 3702 and encodes 1174 amino acids. The record is from RefSeq and is a predicted model, not a curated record. The transcript is spliced from 26 exons. Lineage: Eukaryota; Metazoa; Chordata; Mammalia; Rodentia; Octodontidae. Gene Ontology annotation, cellular component: nucleus.